AUGAGUCGGCGGCGGGCAGAGUCGCAGGGCUCCGUGGGGCCUGAUGAUGAGGCCAUGCCCUACAGCGACGACGAGACGGACGACGAACUGGACGAUAGCUCAGAGGGCGAAGCAGAAGAGCCUGAUAUGCCUCACCCCCCGGUGGACAUGAGGCCAAGUGAAAUGGGCUGGAAGGUGAAGGCCAACGACCGGCCCUACCACCAGUUGCCCGAAUUUCAGAAAAAAGUCUUCCUUUGCAUAAAGAAGAGCAGAUACUCGGGAAAUGCCAUUAAGACAUACAAGUACAACGUCCUCACCUUCCUCCCACUGAACCUGUACGAGCAGUUUAAGAGAGCAGCCAACCUCUACUUCCUGGCUCUGCUUAUCCUGCAGAUCAUUCCAGAUAUCUCCACUCUGCCCUGGUACACCACACUGGUUCCUUUGGUCGUGGUGUUGGGGGUCACUGCCAUAAAAGACUUGGUGGACGAUCUGGCACGUCACAGGAUGGAUAAAGAGAUCAACAACAGGAAGUCUGAGGUCCUGUUAGAUGGCAGGUUUCAGGAGUCAAAAUGGAUGAAUAUCCAGGUUGGAGAUGUGGUCCGCCUCAAGAAAAACGACUUUAUUCCGGCUGACAUCUUGUUGUUAUCCAGCUCCAACCCGAACACCUUAAUCGAAUGCGAGGAACCAAACAACCGUCUGGACAAGUUCAUGGGGACCAUGCUGUGGGAUAGCGAGCGCUACCCGCUGGAGCUGGACAACAUGUUGCUCAGAGGCUGCAAGAUCAGAAACACGGAGUGGUGCCACGGGCUGGUCAUCUACGCAGGGGCUGACACCAAAAUCAUGAGGAACGGUGGCAAGACCAGGUUCAAGAGGACCAAAAUAGAUGAGCUGAUGAACUACAUGGUUUAUACGAUCUUUGCUCUGCUCAUCCUCGUGGCGGCCGGUCUGGCCAUCGGUCACAGCUUCUGGUACGCGGAAAUUGGCUCCAAGGCGUGGUAUCUUUUCGACAACAAAAACCACAACUCCGACUACAGAGGCUUCCUCAGCUUCUGGGGAUACAUUAUCGUCCUCAACACCAUGGUGCCCAUUUCGCUCUACGUCAGUGUGGAGGUGAUCCGUCUGGGCCAGAGUAAAUUCAUCAACUGGGACCUCCAAAUGUAUUUUCCAGAGAAAGACACUGCAGCAAAGGCUCGGACCACCACCCUGAACGAGCAGCUGGGCCAGAUCCAGUACAUCUUCUCAGAUAAGACGGGGACUCUGACACAGAACGUCAUGCAGUUCAAGAAGUGCACCAUCGCUGGCCGGAGCUACGGUACAGACGCACUUUAUUUCCCUGAAACGCACCAAACAAGGGUCCACGGGGAAGUUGGUCCAGUCCCAGAUGCAAAAUAA
Molecule: messenger RNA, 1371 nt
Organism: Menidia menidia (Atlantic silverside)
Lineage: Eukaryota; Metazoa; Chordata; Actinopteri; Atheriniformes; Atherinopsidae
Source: the annotation of a GenBank genome assembly